AGUAACUGCGGAAGAUGAGCGCGCCUUACAGAUCCUCGAACAAACUACCCACUAUGCCAAUAAUCGAUACGAAUCGGGUCUGUUAUGGAAAUACGACGAUUUUGAAUUUCCUGACAGCUACCCUAUGGCUGUCAAGCGGUUCGAAUGUCUGGAGCGCAGAUUGGCCAAAGAUCCAACACUCAACGAAAAUGUUCGGAAGCAGAUCCACGAGUACGAACAAAAGGGGUACGCACACCGCGCGUCACCUGAGGAGCUGAACACCGCUGACCUUCGUCGCGUGUGGUAUUUGCCGCUGGGAGCCGUUACCAACCCUAGAAAACCCGGAAAGGUGCGACUCAUCUGGGACGCCUCAGCAAAAGUUGAUGGCGUCUCUUUAAACAGUAUGCUACUGAAAGGGCCCGAUCAGAUGACACUUCUACCUGCGGUACUUUUCCGGUUCCGGCAGUAUCCAGUCGCCGUAAGCGCCGACAUCAAGGAAAUGUUCCAUCAGGUACGAAUUCGGCCAGAAGAUCGACAUUCUCAACGGUUUGUGUAUCGAGCUGACCCAACGGCGCCGCUGGAAACGUACCUGAUGGAUGUGGCCACUUUCGGAUCAACUUGCUCCCCCGCUACAGCGCAAUUCGUGAAGAAUACGAACGCCAACCGAUUCACACAGGAAUAUCCCAGGGCAGUUGAAGGAAUCAUCCACAACCACUACGUGGAUGACUACCUUGACAGCUUUGCUACUACUGAAGAAGCUGCUCAAGUCGCGUCACGGGUAAAAGAGAUCCAUCAACAUGGUGGAUUCGAGAUCAGAAAUUGGUGCAGUAACCAACGAGUCGUCUUGGAACAACUUGGAGAGGUCAAGAAACAAACCGUCAUCGAUCUUACCUCCGGUACCGAUAAACAGUCGGAACGGGUCCUUGGAAUUAUGUGGGAUACACAAGAUGACGAAUUCCGAUUCAGCACUUCUUUGCCCGACGAUAUAACCCACCUGCGAAUGCUUGACACCAAACCGACUAAACGGCAACUGGCGCGGUGCGUCAUGUCGUUUUUCGAUCCUCAAGGGUUUUUGGCGCCAUACCUGAUAUUCGGGAAAGUUCUGCUACAAGACACCUGGCGCGAAGGAAUUGGUUGGGAUGAACAGAUUUGCGAUGGAACGUUCGAGCGAUGGAAGCACUGGCUAGAGAUGCUGGACAUAAUCAACCAAGUGAACAUACCGAGAUGCUACUUCUCCAUGGGUGAUCUUACAACUCUGGACAUCCACACGUUCGUGGACGCAAGCGAAAUAGCGUAUUCGUGUGCUUCGUAUUUCCGGAUAGCGAAUCCCUACGGACCAGCAGAGGUGGCAUUCGUAGCAGCGAAGACCAAGGUAGCUCCCGUCAAACCAACAACCAUUCCCCGUCUGGAACUCAUGGCUUGCGUACUCGGAGUACGGCUAGCCAAAUUCGUGGUCGAUGGACAUUCUCUUCCAGUUCGGAAACAAUUCUUCUGGAGUGACUCCGAGGUCGCAAUGAGUUGGAUUAACGCGGAUCCCCGGAAGUAUCGUCCUUUUGUUGCUUUCCGAGUAGGCGAAAUUUUGGAAAAAUCUAACCGCGAGGAAUGGCGCUGGGUGUCAUCCAAGCUAAACCCGGCCGACGAAGCAACCAAGUGGGGAUCAGGACCGUACUUCGACAAGAACAGUAUUUGGUACAGCGGACCUGAAUUUCUUCGUCACUCUGAACUCCAAUGGCCACCGAGGAAAACCUACGAUAAGGUGACGGACGAUAUACGCGUCUGCUAUGCUCAUCGCAAUCUAGAAAUACCAGAGCAAUUGCUGGACGUCGAAAGGUUCUCUUCAUGGAAAAGGAUGUUACGUGUGAUGGCCUAUGUUUGCCGAUUCGUGAACAAUUGUCGAACGUCAAAUACUGGUCAAGAGCGGAAAAUCGAUCACCUGACGCAGUUGGAGUUGCAGAAAGCUGAGGAAUGCUUAUUUCGAGCUGUGCAAUGGGAUUCGUACGCGGACGAACUAGUUAUUCUGACCAAGAACCAACGCCUACCAGUGCAGAAGCGCCAACCAUUGGAAAAGACAAGCGCUCUCUACAAAAUAUCGCCGAUACUAGACGCAGCGGGAGUUUUGCGGAUGGACAGCAGGAUUAGUGCAGCUCAACGUAUCCCUGCUGAAAUGAAAUUCCCUGUCAUCUUGCCGAAGCGACAUCGCUUGACCAUGUUGCUUCUGAAGGAUCUUCAUUGCAAGUUGUUGCACGCCAACAAUGAAGCUGUCGUCAAUGAAGCACGGCAACGCUAUUACAUAGCGCAUCUACGGACACAAGUACGACGAGUGUCGAAGGAAUGUCAGAUGUGUAAGAUACGCAAUGCGCAGCCAUCAAUACCGCGAAUGGCUCCCCUUCCAAGUGCUAGGCUAUCCUCUUACGUUCGUCCUUUCACUUACUGUGGUCUCGACUACUUUGGACCCCUGUUGGUGAAGGUCAACAGAAGUCAUGUCAAGCGUUGGGUGGCUAUAUUCACAUGCCUGACAAUACGGGCCGUUCAUGUGGAAGUUAUCCACACGCUUUCAACCGAAUCAUGUAUCAAAGGGGUACGCAGGUUCAUCUCUCGCCGGGGAAGUCCCGCCGAAAUCUACAGCGACAACGCUACUUGUUUCCAUGGCGCCGACCGUCUUCUGAGGGAGCAGAUCAACAAAGGACUUGCUGCGGAGUUCACCAGCACCCAAACCUCAUGGAAGUUUAUUCCUCCAGGCACUCCACACAUGGGGGGAGCCUGGGAGAGACUGGUGAGAUCGAUUAAGGUUGCUCUGGCCACACUCCAAGACGGUAGCCAGAAAUUGGACGACGAGUCUUUACUGACUUUUUUGGCGGAAGCAGAAGGUAUCGUCAACUGCAGACCACUCACAUACCUACCUCUGGACUCGAUCGAGCAAGAGGCCUUAACCCUGAAUCAUUUUUUGUUGGGCAGUUCUUCGGGGGUUCGUUUACCAAUUGUGCAGACAGACAACGAAGUAUCUCUUUUGAAAGGUUCGUGGACAGCCAUUCAGAAAUAUCUGGACAUCUUUUGGAGACGCUGGACUAGGGAAUAUCUCCCAACUCUAACAAAACGCACGAAAUGGUUUGGCGAUGUGAAACCUGUCCAACCCGGGGACCUGGUCCUGAUAAUUGAUGACACCAAGCGCAACGGAUGGAUACGUGGACGGGUACUAGAGGUAUUAACAGCCAAGGAUGGACGAGUACGCCAAGCUAUUGUGCAGACUGCUGGAAGUGCACCUGCUAGGAAACCCAUUUCAAAAUUGGCGGUUCUGGAGGUAUUCAAGGAUGCUGGAACCAAGGACAUCAUAGGUUCCACCAGGGGGGAGGAUGUUGCGAAACUGGCAACCCAGUCAGGGCGAAAUCGGAAUGAGCGAAUCCUUGACAGAUCCGAAGAAUGACAUCAGGAACGUCAGGUGGAGAUUUAGGCAAACAGUACCUAGAUGAAUCGAUGCGAUGACGUGGUGAUUUCUAGUGCUUCGUACAGAAUUUGUAUUCGAUGAAAAUUGCUGAAUUUGUAUUUGAUAUUUGCUGAUAAUUUUGAUAUGUGCUCUGGAAUAGUGGCAGGUCAAUAGCUACCACAUAUCACCUUCUGAAAUCUAACCUACAACUUUGGGUACAUAGGAGUGUUUUUUGAGAAUUUAUAGUUGUCCAGCCAAUUUUAUAAGUAAGAAUUAUACCCCUUCCGUCCUAAAUUCUUUUGCAAUAGUUAACUCAAUUAUUCAUCCAUAGUUCGUAUAGGCGAAGACAGCGACAUUGUUGGGAAUACGGUUUGAUUUUGAUAUACGCACUGAAAUUGUAAGUGAGCACUUUACCCAUAGUUUAAACCCCACUCAUUAAUAAAAUU
Aedes albopictus (Asian tiger mosquito) is the source of this 3846-nucleotide messenger RNA. RefSeq lists its product as uncharacterized. NCBI's taxonomy places the organism in Eukaryota, Metazoa, Arthropoda, Insecta, Diptera, Culicidae. The transcript is spliced from 2 exons. Gene Ontology annotation, molecular function: nucleic acid binding. The record is from RefSeq and is a predicted model, not a curated record. Gene Ontology annotation, biological process: DNA integration. Bases 125 to 3400 code for a protein of 1091 amino acids.